AUGAAAUAACUCAGUUUAUUAAAUCUAGUCAACAUCCAACCAAAAUAGAAUACAACUACUUAUUAAUCAACCAGGGAAAAUACAAAAAAAAUAAGAAGCUUUGAUAUAAUUGGCAAAAGUCCUUAUAAAAUUAACUUGGCUAGAUAAACUCAAAAACAAUUCAUAAAAGAAUACUAACCAAUUACUAGCAGAGCCAAUUAACGAUAAAAUAUCAAGUCUCCAACUGAAAUUUUAAAAUCCAAUAAGGCAAUUAGUUUUAGCAAUCAUAGUAUUUUGUUCUUAUAUACAAGUUGAAAUUCAUUAAAAUGAAACAUAAGCAAAACAAUUUUAAAAGUCUUAAUAACUUCAGCUAAAAUCGAUUCUUAUUAAAGAAUAAGAUUAAUUACAUUUGUUUGAUUAAGCUAAAAGUAACACAAUUUUAUAUGAUAUUAGAAA
Messenger RNA from Paramecium sonneborni, 435 nucleotides. Lineage: Eukaryota; Ciliophora; Oligohymenophorea; Peniculida; Parameciidae. The record is from the annotation of a GenBank genome assembly.